GUUGGCCUCGCGGCGCACAACUGCGGGAGCUUGCCGGGCUAAGCCUGCACGGGGCAGCCUUGCUCUCUCCCAGCUCCGCAGGCGGCCUGCGGGUCCCAACCGCUGCGCCUGCGGCCGAGGUGAAGGCAGGAGCUGGCCCGAGGCUCAGUGGCCAGCGCGGCUCUCGGAACAUGGCAAUCUGUGCGAGGCUCGUCCUGGAAGGAGGUGACUUUAGUCACUGCGAUGCCUAAGAAUCAAGUGAGUGUGACAUUUCUCCAGGUACUUCAUGGUGUCCUCCUCCGUCUUCUCCACACGUCUGCUCCACGUGGCUCCUGAAACAUGGGGGAAAACGAGGACGAGAAGCAGACCCAGGCCGGGCAGGUUUUCGAGAACUUCGUCCAGGCUUCCACAUGCAAAGGCACCCUCCAGGCCUUCAACAUCCUCACUCGACACCUGGACCUAGACCCUCUGGACCACAGAAACUUUUAUUCCAAGCUCAAGUCCAAGGUGACUACCUGGAAGGCCAAAGCCCUGUGGUACAAAUUGGACAAGCGUGGAUCCCACAAAGAAUAUAAGCGAGGGAAGUCGUGUAUGAACACCAAGUGUCUCAUUGUUGGGGGAGGACCAUGUGGUUUGCGCACUGCCAUUGAACUUGCCUACCUAGGGGCCAAAGUGGUCGUGGUGGAGAAGAGGGACACUUUCUCCCGGAACAACGUGCUACACCUUUGGCCUUUCACUAUCCAUGACCUGCGAGGACUGGGAGCCAAGAAGUUCUAUGGAAAGUUCUGUGCUGGCUCCAUCGACCACAUCAGUAUUCGCCAGUUGCAGCUCAUCUUGUUCAAGGUGGCCCUGAUGUUGGGAGUUGAAAUCCAUGUGAAUGUGGAGUUCGUGAAGGUUCUAGAACCUCCUGAAGAUCAAGAAAAUCAGAAAAUUGGCUGGCGGGCAGAAUUUCUCCCUGCAGACCACUCUCUGUCAGAGUUUGAGUUUGAUGUCAUCAUUGGUGCUGAUGGCCGCAGGAACACACUGGAAGGGUUCAGAAGAAAAGAAUUUCGUGGGAAGUUGGCUAUAGCAAUCACCGCCAACUUCAUUAACAGAAACAGUACAGCUGAGGCCAAAGUAGAAGAAAUUAGUGGUGUGGCUUUCAUCUUCAAUCAGAAAUUUUUCCAGGACCUUAAAGAAGAAACAGGGAUUGAUCUUGAGAACAUUGUUUACUACAAGGACUGUACCCACUAUUUCGUCAUGACUGCCAAGAAGCAGAGCCUGCUCGACAAAGGUGUCAUCAUCAAUGACUACAUUGAUACAGAGAUGCUGCUGUGUGCAGAGAAUGUGAACCAGGAUAACCUGCUUUCUUACGCCCGUGAAGCUGCAGACUUUGCCACCAAUUACCAGCUGCCAUCUUUAGACUUUGCCAUGAACCAUUACGGGCAGCCCGACGUGGCCAUGUUCGACUUCACCUCCAUGUACGCCUCAGAGAAUGCGGCCCUGGUGCGUGAGCGUCAGUCACACCAGCUGCUCGUGGCCCUGGUGGGCGACAGCUUGCUUGAGCCCUUUUGGCCCAUGGGCACAGGCUGUGCCCGCGGCUUCCUGGCCGCCUUUGACACGGCGUGGAUGGUGAAGAGCUGGGACCAGGGCACUCCUCCGCUGGAGCUGCUGGCUGAAAGAGAAAGUCUUUACCGGCUGUUACCUCAAACGACCCCAGAGAACAUCAACAAGAACUUUGAGCAGUACACGCUGGACCCCGGGACGCGGUACCCAAACCUCAACUCCAACUGUGUCCGGCCCCAUCAAGUGAAGCAUUUGUACAUCACUAAGGAGCUGCACCAAUACCCUCUCGAGAGGCUGGGCUCAGUGAGGAGAUCUGUGGGCCUUUCCAGGAGGGAGUCAGACAUCCGACCCAGCAAACUCUUAACCUGGUGUCAGCAGCAGACUGAGGGCUACCAGCAUGUCAACGUCACGGACCUGACCACAUCCUGGCGGAGUGGCCUGGCCCUGUGUGCCAUUAUCCACCACUUCCGGCCUGAGCUGAUCAACUUUGACUCUUUGAACGAAGAUGAUGCUGUGGAGAACAACCAGCUGGCAUUCGAUGUCGCAGAGCGUGAGUUUGGCAUCCCCCCAGUGACCACAGGCAAAGAGAUGGCAUCAGCCCAGGAGCCCGACAAGCUCAGUAUGGUCAUGUACCUCUCCAAGUUCUAUGAGCUCUUCCGGGGCACCCCGCUGAGGCCUGUAGAUUCUUGGAGCAAAAACUAUGGAGAAAAUGCUGACCUCGGCGUAGCCAAAUCAUCCCUUUCCCAUAACUAUCUCAACCUCACCUUUCCAAGGAAGAGGACUCCACGAGUGGACAGCCAAACCGAAGAGAAUAACGACAUGAACAAACGGAGGCGGAAAGGCUUCAUCAACAUGGAUGAGCUUUCAGGCUUUUCCAGCCGGAGCUUGGGCUCCAAUCAAGAGGGAGGCAGCAGUAAAGAAGGUGGAAAUCAGAACAAAGUCAAGUCCAUGGCAAGUCAGCUGCUGGCCAAGUUCGAGGAGAGCUCUCGGAACCCCUCACUCCUGAAGCAGGAAACUAUUCGAAAGGUGUUUCCCCUGAACCUGGGCGGCAGUGACACCUGUUACUUCUGUAAGAAGCGCGUGUAUGUGAUGGAGCGGCUGAGCGCCGAGGGCCACUUCUUCCAUCGAGAGUGUUUCCGCUGCAGCGUCUGUGCCACCACCUUGCGCCUGGCCGCCUACGCCUUCGAUGGCGAUGAAGGCAAGUUUUUCUGCAAGCCUCAUUUCAUUCACUGUAAAACCAAUACUCAGCAACGAAAGAGACGGGCGGAGUUGAAGCAACAAAGGGAGGAGGAGAGAAUGUGGAAGGAGCAGGAAGCCCCUCUGCAGCGGGACCCGCCCACGGAAAGCUCUUUCGCAGCUGCUGUCAUUGGCCCGCCCGCAGGCAGCCCCCCAGGUAUCACCACUUCCUCCUUUAGGAAGGCGCUAAGCUGGCCGCUCAGGCUGCCGUGGGGCCUGCUUCACGUUCCCCGGAACCUGCUUAACUGGAUUCGGGGACUCCUGCGCGCAGCCGGCCUGCAUUUCAGGGACAAUGCUCACAACUACUGCUACACAUACGAGCUCCUGAGCCUUGGGCUGCCCCUCUUGUGGGUGUUCUCCGAGGUUCUGGCUUCCAUGUACCUGGAGUCCCAGGAGUCCCUCGAGAGCAUCCGCGACUGGGUGCUCAGGUACUUGCCGAUCAAGCUCCACUGAAGGGCGGCCGCCCCUAGGGCCCUCACAUUUCCAGUGUAGAUGGCGGUGUGUUUGUAGUUAGCUAAGGCCCUGGCCAGUAAGCCCAGUGUACCUUAACCCACAAGCCAAAGAGUUUCACGUUGGCCACCUGUGCUGGCCUUGCAAGGUGAACACCUGCUCACUGUGCUAGGGCCAGCACGAUAUGAAGGAUUUUUUUUUAUAUAGAUUUGUACUUCUUUUACACCAAAGUGAGCCGUGUUUCUAGGUUUACAUUUCAAUUUUUAACUUUUAAUAACCCAAGAGAAAGCAUUUUUUACUAUGUGUGUCAGAUUUUCUAUACAUGGGUUUGAAAUUUAUAACUGGUGUUACAAACCCCUCCCGGACUGCCGCCAGUUGUAAUAGUCAGUGCCUGCAACAUUAAUGAUUUGGGCUUUUACAUAACCCAGUGCCUUUCGAUCUAUAGACCUGGCUGCCAUUUGUCAAGAGGGGGCAAUUUUUUUGUAGCACAAAAGCAUAAUCAUUUUAUAAGGAAAGAGUAGAAGGACACUCUAAUAAAACAUACAAAAGCAUGUGGCAGUGUGUAGUUGGCUGUUACAUUUCCUCCCAGAGGAAGACUAUUUUGCUCCCUUGUUUCGAUGUAAAAUAAUAGAUUAAAUUUCCCCCCAAAUAAUAGCCAAAGGACAUAGAACCACAGGGUUUCGAGCAGAUGCCUACAAACAUGCGUUUUCCCUUCCCGCUAAUGAGCACUGCAGCGAAAGUCCAUAGGCACCUGACCGUGCAGAGCUCUGUCAAGCUGAUGCCAUACCUGCCGAAGAGGCGCUAUGUCACCUGGUGGCUCCCUAUCCAGUCCCCAGCCCCAGCUGCAGUUUGACCCAAGGCCACUCAGGGUCCAUAAUGGUCAGGCUGAGGGAUGAAUUUGCUCUCUCACACCAGGUCCUUUGGGACUAAGGGUGUGUGUUAGUACCUCAGAGUGGUAUUUAUGGGAAGCGUGGCCUACCCAGUGAGCGCUACUCACAGACCUCCUGACUGCUCAACCAGUCAGCCACCAUGCAUAUUUGGUCAAAACAGUCAGAAACCAUUUAUUUUCACACUGUCCUAGCAAAGGAAUGUGUCUGACCUCUAGGAGGAAUCUCCCCUUUGUCUCGAUUGGCAGAGGAGGCUGAAGUGGAAGCUAUUUAUUGACUGAUGCAAAUAAGUAUGCCCUAUUAAGGACAAAAACAGGCAUUGAGCCUACCUGCAAUCUUUACUCUGGGCAUCUGGAAAAGGCCUAAGCUCCCUGCCCACUCUCCACCCUCUCCGCCCCCUACCCCCUGCCCACUCCACACUGCCUGGACAUGCACAUUGUUGGGUCUGGUUGAAAAUGGAGAGGCUGAUAUGAAAAAGGCCUUCUGCCAUGCUCAGUGUAUCUAGAGUUGCUGGGCUGGAGACAGCUCCAUGCACUUGUUACUCUGGAGAUCUCUUCUAGGUUAAGUAGGACGGAACCUGGUGUGGGUUUGGAGCAGAGCUCUCGAGGGCUUUGAAGUGACAAGUUUCUAUAGGAUGGAAAGAAGGGCGGAAGCAUUUCCACAAACAAUUCUCCGAAGUCCUGGGGUAAAACAGGGCAUGGCUGUGGCCAAGUCCAUGGGAACUGGCACCUCUGUCCUUAUUGGAACUGUUCUCAGUCCGAUGACUUGCAUCGUGUUUUUCCAAAAUUUCGCUGGGAUUUUAAUGUUCACCAUAGUGGGAUUAGCCCUUGAUUCAUCUUAUAUUUGAUUCCCAAAAGUAAAUUCCCCAAUGUGAGCACAAGCAGAGCCACGUCAUUUUUCACUACCAUCAGCUCAGGGCAGGACGAGAUGCUCUGUGGAAUGCUCCAUAAAAAGCCAGAGUUAGAAUUUCUGAGAAUGUCAUUUAUGGCCAUAAAGAGACUGUUUUGAAUUACUCUGAUGAGACAGGGCGUGCCUGUCAGAAGCCUGAGAUGUCUGUAUGUUCUGAGACUUUGAACCUUCCUGGUGGGCAGCACCAAGCACCCUGUGGAUCCCAGGGGGGUGGAGACUUCCAGGCCUCCACAACAUAUUCUAGAGUGAAUAUGAGACACUAGAGUUAAAUUGGGGCAGAGAGAAAAUUGGAUGGCGAGGGAUCCCGAGGGAGCUCUGGAGAGCCUUAGAGUGUUGGCGUGUGCAGACCACACAUACUCACUUCUGUGGCCAAGUAGCUGGUCCACUACCAGAAAGGUUCAUCUGUCCUAAGCAAGCAGUGACUUGUUUGGGGAAGUUUCCCCAUUUUUUUAAUGGUUGCCUUAUUUUCAACUCCCGUGUCUUCUCUUGUCAAUCGUUUUUCUUUUUUCCUCCAAACUAAAUUCUCUUUUCUGUCUCUCUCUUUCCAACCUUACACUGUGGCCGUCAGUUCAUUUCAGCCUUCCAGUGCUACACCCACUCCUUGGCUGACACACUUCUGCUCUGAGGUGACUGGUUUUCUUGCCGAUUUUCAGAGAGUGGGACUAACCCCUAAGCCGCUUUCCGCACCCGUCCGUGGUACCGGUUGUGCUAACUGCGCGUGUCUUGCAUACUAAUGGAUUCAUUCGGUGGCGGUUGUCGGCGAACAGUGUGGGGUGGCGUUCAGCUUGAAAGCUGUUUCCGAGCCCCCUGAGCUGGCAGCCCCGUCGACGCCAGGUGCAUGCUCCGCCUGCCCUCCGUUCCCUGUGGCCUGCGCGCAUGCUUUUCUAGUUGCACUGACAGGAGCCGCUUACCUUCCUGGGAGGGUUAACCCUGACUAAGACAGUACCAUAGGGUGGGCUCUGUCGCCUUUGAAAAGAACUCCUUUGUCUAGCAGCCUCUGAAAAAGCACACGCGUACAAGCAUCUUCUUGAAUUGGUUCUAAUAUAAAGAUUAUUAACGUCAUUGAUCAAAAUCAUGAGUGAUGAUUUUUUGGAGGGAUUUUUAAAAAAAAUACUCCCUAGCCUCAUCACCAGCUUGACCCGUGCUCUGUAUUUUAAACACAUCAUCCCAACUUUCCUAGCAAUUCUUUCUCUACUGCAGCCUACAUGAUAGAUCCAAGGAUUUUGCAAUGGCUCUUCUUAUCUCUCUUGGCUCAUAAAGCCCCAGAAGAUGAAGAAGCUUCAACUAGAGCAAUCACCAUCAUGGGCCAGGGAUGGCUUUGAGAAACAACUCAGUUCAACCCCAGGCCUGAAGCGGCCAGUUUCAUGGCUCUGCUCAAAACACACGUCCCCCGCUGACUCAUUACGUAGAGCAGCAGGACAUUCAAAGUGCUUUUAAAGAGAAACACCACGUUAAGUAUGGUGGAGCUAUCGUAAGCCAGGCCUCGCAGUCUCAGGUUGCAGGUGCUGUCUGUCCUGCAUGUGGCCCAGAGCCAUGCCGACCUCUCGGCCUGUCUGCACUGUCCUGCAUGCUGCAUCACUCACUGCCUCGGCACAGAUGCUAGCCAGUACGAAGUCAUCGUUCUUGUCUUAUCUUCUCUUGCAGAGUCUCCCUCCCUUUUUAGAAUGUCAACCAAAGAGUGCCCUCCUCCCCUCUCAGCCUCCUCUUUAGCUAGCCUCCCCCAUGUCAUCGAAAUGCAUGUUUAUGACCUUUGGUAGUCAUUUACAGUGCCACAUGGAACCUGUAUUUUGCACACAGCAAACAAUGUUUAGCUUUAUUUAUGGUAUUUGAUGCUGUAAAUGAAAAUAAAUAUGGUUCUUUAUAAAG
Messenger RNA from Pteropus alecto (black flying fox), 6872 nucleotides. RefSeq names its product microtubule associated monooxygenase, calponin and LIM domain containing 2 (gene MICAL2). The transcript has 20 exons. NCBI's taxonomy places the organism in Eukaryota, Metazoa, Chordata, Mammalia, Chiroptera, Pteropodidae. Gene Ontology annotation, molecular function: FAD binding; protein binding. The record is from RefSeq and is a predicted model, not a curated record. The coding region runs from base 319 to 3213 and encodes 964 amino acids.